AAACAAACAAGGUGUUUAUCUCUGCAAAACAGAGAAGACAGCAGUCGGGAGAAAGGCUUUGGUAAAGACUUUGUGGAAGUGAUGGAAAGCACCUGGGAUUUCACUGCUGCAGUUCGUGGUCGGCGCUCAAAGAUGCCAAGCAGAUGGGGAUCACUUCCUGAUUUGUGCUUGGAACAUGUGUUUGGGUUUCUUCCUUACUGCAAUCGCAGAAAUGCAGCCUUGGUUUGCCAUCACUGGUACCGUGUCAUGCACUCUCCCUCUCUCUGGCGCUUCCGUGUCUUCCAGUUCAGUGGUCGGAUGAGCAUAUACAGGCGGUCUGAAGGCCUCUCUGCUGUGGCCUAUGUCCGCUCUAUGGGAAUCUACCUGAAGAGGUUGCAGGUGCUUGUGUAUCCUCCACACAGGAAUUUCAGAGCCCAGAAACUGGAGCAAGCCAUCAAUGACCUGUUGACUGAGCUUCUCAGGGUAAGGGCCCCUCUGCAGUCCUUUUCACUGGUAGGGCUGGAGCUGGAUCGGUGCUGUUGGUCAGUGGAGCCCAAGGACCGAAUAGUAAGUGGCCUGUGCCACUUCCUCAGACGCUCAACACUCACCUCUGUCUGCCUGAACGACAUGCGAAACCACUUGCAUGAUGGUCUGGAAGUCCUCUCUGCCCUGUCACAUUCUCAGUGCCAAGACCACCCCAGGGCCAAUAUCUCUUCUUUGCAGUUGAAGGGAUUCUUUUCUAGUAUUAGGCCUGCAUACCCCAGUGUGUCCGAUGCCUUUUUCCACCUGCACAGCCUCACCAACCUGAGCCUGAAUUACACUUGUCUGUCGAACGAUCUGCUAACUGUUCUCCAGCACGGACACCAACCACUGCAGCAGUACUCCAGCAGGAAGAAAAACACCUUGCAAACAUUUUCACUGUACUGCACUUUGAAUGAUCUGUAUCAACAGCUGGUGUCUGGUGACUUAUGGGCAAGUUUAGCAUCAAGCUGCUCAAACCUGAAAGUCAAGUUUACGGUGGACCAAGUCAUCAACAAUAACCACCUUGCAAGGAUACUGCUGCCUGAGAUUCCCCUGACAGAAUACACCAUGACAGCUUUCUGCACCCCUGACACAGACUGGAGCGCCAAGCCUCUUCUCAAUGACAUGCUGCCUCAGUACAGAUACAGUCUCCAGUAUUUGUUCCUGGACCUGACCAACGAUGAACCACUGGAUGUGGAGUUGCUGCAGCUGGUAAGGGUGUGCGAGUGUCUGGAGCAGCUGACAGUGUGGGCUUUCUUGGAAAUCAAAACUGUGGAAAGGCUGCUGCACAUCAGAAUGACAGAAAGGAACUCACUCAACACCAUCAGGAUGAAAAUCUACACAUUGGAUGAUGACAUUAAAGAGCAGGAAGACCAGCUGGAAAAGAUUUUGUCUUGCUACGAGCUUCUCCCUCCUGAACUGGAGAUGUUUGCCAUAGUCUACCCUUUUAUUGACAGCUGAACACAUGCAGAGCCGACGCACCAGAAAAUAAACAAAUAAAAAAGAAAAAGAAAUGAA
This is a messenger RNA of Larimichthys crocea (large yellow croaker), 1518 nucleotides long. Its product is annotated as F-box only protein 39. The record is from RefSeq and is a predicted model, not a curated record. Gene Ontology annotation, molecular function: protein binding. NCBI's taxonomy places the organism in Eukaryota, Metazoa, Chordata, Actinopteri, Sciaenidae. The coding region runs from base 82 to 1461 and encodes 459 amino acids. The transcript is spliced from 6 exons.